AUGAUUAUACCAAAAUUAGAAAAUUCUUAUGAAAAUAUUUAUAAAUAUAUAUCACAUAUUAAUAUGGAUAUUAAUUAUAAAGAAUAUUAUGAUAAAUUUAUAUUAAAAUAUAAAUGUUUAGAUAAUAUUGCUAUAAGUGAAAUAUUUGGUGAAGCUUUUACAACACCAUUAUGGGAUUUUUAUACAUCAAAUGUUGACGUUACAGAAAUAAGUAGUAAGCUUUUUUUGGAAAAAACACCAUAUUUUUUUCUUAAUAUUCCUGAUAUUUAUGUUGAAAUAUUUAAAUGUCCAAGAAUUCUUUUAAAUGCUUGUUUUUUUUGUGCUGGUGUAAAAAUUGAAGAUGAUGAUGAAGAAAUUAUUGAUGAUAUUGUUGAAAAAAUGAAUUUUUAUACAGAUAUAACACAAAGUAUGAUAUUAUGGAUUAAACAAAAUACACCACAAAUAUGUGAUAGUUUAAAAAAUUAUAUUACAAAUAAAAUUACUGGAAAAAAUAUAAACUUUUAUAAUUUUAAAUCAAAAGUACUAACACCUGUUCAAAUGUUUUUGAUAAAAUCUUCAUUUACAACAUAUUUAUUUUUAAAUACAGACGAAUUUUUACAUAAAAGUGAAAAUAAAAAAAAAUAUUGGUAUAUAUUACAUGAUUUAACCUUGACCGAUACAAGUAUUCUUUCUCUUAAAAAAUGGGUACUUAAUAGUAAAAUGUCAAUUGUUUUUAUAUUAAAAAUAGUUGAUAAUUCUAUUUAUGUUUUUGCAAUUGAUAAACAUAAUAAUGAAAAUGAAAAAUAUUCAAAUAAUUAUGGAUUACUUACUAUAUUAUGUGUCAAACCAAGAUUUUAUAAACUAGUUGAUAAUGAAAUAAUUGAUAUUAAUACAUUUGAAAAUAUUUUUAAAAAUUAUUUAAAGAUAAAAAAAAAUUUUUCAAAUGUUAGUGAUGUAGAAAUUUGGAUAAAUGAAACAAAAAAUAAUAAUAAAAAAUUAUAUAUAGAUAAUGGUAUUAUAAAAAAAUCAUCAAUAAAAAAUAAUGGUUUUAAAAAUUUAGAAAAUAAGUUUUCAGAUGAAAUUAUUAUUUCAAUUGGUGGUAAGUGUAGUAAGAUGACAAGAAGAAUUUCUACAACAUCAAAUAUAUAA
Strongyloides ratti is the source of this 1128-nucleotide messenger RNA. RefSeq lists its product as hypothetical. The transcript has 3 exons. The record is from RefSeq and is a predicted model, not a curated record. Lineage: Eukaryota; Metazoa; Nematoda; Chromadorea; Rhabditida; Strongyloididae. Bases 1 to 1128 code for a protein of 375 amino acids.